Messenger RNA from Zasmidium cellare ATCC 36951, 1587 nucleotides. RefSeq lists its product as uncharacterized. The transcript is spliced from 4 exons. The record is from RefSeq and is a predicted model, not a curated record. Lineage: Eukaryota; Fungi; Ascomycota; Dothideomycetes; Mycosphaerellales; Mycosphaerellaceae. The coding region runs from base 1 to 1587 and encodes 528 amino acids.
AUGGACUCGUCACAAGUUUCGAAGCCGAGGCGCGCGAGGAAUAGCGUAAAGAAAGCACAAGAUCGCGACAAGGAGGUCAAGAAAGCUGCCGGGAGGGCCGCAUUCGAGGAGCGGCAAGCAAGCAAGCAAGUCAAAACUGGAGUCGCCCGAUCUGUCGCCCAAGUUGGGACUGUCGUAGGGGCUGGAGAUUCGCGAGAGAUCCUGCAAGCCGUCGACUGGCGCCAGCACGUGCAAAACACAACCCUCUACCUCACACGCCAGGGCCUCAACUUCACUAUCGAGCUCACUUUGGGCGCAGCACGUGUCACUGUCAUCGUCGGACGUGGUUCAGCACGUGCAGCCUGGCAUGUGCUACAACAAGUAUUGGACGGCGGACUCAGUCUCACAGGCGCGUUGAGAGACUGGGGUCUUCAGAAGCUCACCGAGCGUCGUGAAAAGAGGAAGCGGGAAGCCGACGUCGACGAAGCUGCGAGGCAGUACGAGAUCGAUCAAGCCACUCGUCACGUCCCCCGAAAGCGGAUCAAGCUCGGCGAUGGCUAUCAGCCAGAGAAGUCCACCACCAGCCUUUGGGAACCUCGCAUUCUCUACUACCCUACUCGUUCGGCAUUCACCGUCAAAGGCCACUUCUACCGCGGUGGGAGCAUCAUCGCUUCUCGAGUCCUCGUUGCAUAUCCUCAGUACAAGCUCGUGCCUGGCGCUUUCGACACGUGCUACUCGAGCCUGGCCGAAUUGGGUUCAGUCACCUAUCACGAGCACAUCGCAGGUGGCUUCAUUAUCGGCAUUGCGCCCUAUCACAUGGCCUUUCAGGUCAGCAAGAACGGCAUGUGGGUGGUCAUCAAUGGCAUCGUUUGGGACGCACGUGAUAUCAUCCAGCCUUCUCGUGCUUCGAGCACGUGCGGUACCUUCAUGCAGCCGGUGACGAGUGAAAGCGUGCUGCGGCACUCACAGGCUUCUCAUGAGCUCUCACGUCAGCCACUGCUUUCUGUCCCGCACCAGCCUCAACACCAAGAUGCAGGCACGGUCGAUGAUAUGAUGGAAGGUAUCCAGUUCACGGACAUGGCCAUGGACCUCACACUCCCUGUGUCACCAGUACGAGAUGUGGCGAGCGCCCAGCCGGAACGCAAGUCCAUGCUACUCGCUGCGGCUCGACCAGAACUCCCCACCAACGUGGAGCGUAGCAUCUCGGUCCAUGUCACUUCGAAAAAUGCCCCCCAACCACCCACGGGUCAACAGCCUGAGCAAGACAACGAGGACACGAACUCGAAUGGCAGGAGGAUUGCCAGGCCAAGAAGAACUCGUAAUGUGGUCCCUGCUCCCCGUCAACCGCCUACUGUUGCUCAACAGCAAGCCAUCGACGAAAUCCAUCACAGACUAUCCCAGGCAGACAGAAUGGUGCAGCACUAUGACUUCAGAAACCGUCGCAACGCACCCCUCACAGAGCUCAAAGAUCUAGAGCAGAAGCUGCUCCAGCGCCUCAGAACUGUGCAUGGGUUGGAGUGGCAGUGGAUCCAGCGCCGCCACAAUGGAGAUCCGGAGGCUGCGUUUCAAGAAGUUCACCACCCGACGGAUGAACAGCUGGCCGGCUGA